Anolis sagrei ordinatus is the source of this 623-nucleotide messenger RNA. RefSeq names its product ferredoxin 1 (gene FDX1). Lineage: Eukaryota; Metazoa; Chordata; Lepidosauria; Squamata; Anolidae. Gene Ontology annotation, molecular function: 2 iron, 2 sulfur cluster binding. The record is from RefSeq and is a predicted model, not a curated record. Gene Ontology annotation, biological process: P450-containing electron transport chain.
CGUGGGCGGCGCCAAGGCUGAAGAGCAGAGCCUUUGGACUCAGUCGGAGAGGGGAAGCCGCGGCCUAUUCUCUGCCCUCCGACAUGGCGCCCUCCGGCCUUCUCCGCGUUGCGGCCUCCUCCUGCCGACGGAUCCUCCUCGCAGCGCCAGGCGGGACGGGAAGAGGCCCCCGCCGGCUCCUCCACGCCUCGCCGCGGCCCAGCUCAGAAGAUAAAGUUACAGUGCACUUUAUAAAUCGUGAUGGUGACAAGCUAACAGCCCAGGGAAAGGUUGGAGACUCACUUCUAGAUGUUGUGGUUGACAACAAUCUCGACAUAGAUGGUUUUGGUGCAUGUGAGGGAACACUUGCCUGUUCCACUUGUCAUUUGAUCUUUGAAGACCAAAUAUAUGAAAAACUGGAUGCCAUCACUGAUGAGGAACUGGAUAUGCUGGACCUUGCCUAUGGGUUGACUGACAGAUCUCGAUUGGGUUGUCAAAUCUCCUUGAAGAAAUAUAUGAACCAAAUGACAGUCCGAGUGCCUGAAGCUGUUGCUGAUGCCCGACAAUCUCUAGAUAUGAGCAAGAACCCUUAAAAUAAAGCUUUGGCGAGUGUUCUGUGAUAUUAAAAGUAUUUUUAUAACUUA